Messenger RNA from Cicer arietinum (chickpea), 1837 nucleotides. RefSeq lists its product as uncharacterized. The record is from RefSeq and is a predicted model, not a curated record. NCBI's taxonomy places the organism in Eukaryota, Viridiplantae, Streptophyta, Magnoliopsida, Fabales, Fabaceae.
CUUAUGUUUUGGUGUUUCCAACAAUUGUGUGGACAUUUUGGAUGUGUGUCUUCAACAUUUCUAAAAUGAGAAAUCCAUCACUUAAUUCAUAGCUCAUCGCUACUGCACUUAUAUCUAAAUUCUUCAUAGCUCAUCAAAUCUAUAUAUAAUAUAUUAAAACAACUUCUAAAUUGAUUUUCUGACAUAUAGUCAUUUUAUUCACCAAGUCAUCCAAUUUAUUCCAUGUUAAUUUUAUCUACUAGUAGUUCGAAAUCCAUCCAUAGCAACAUUAGAAUUGAAUAUAUAUAUAGGAUUAUAUUUUUUUAGCAACUCCGUUUUGGAGACAUUUGUUGGUUUAUUGUUCCACUUUAAAUGAUUAAUUUUAUUCGGAGAAAAUUUUCAAGAAAACUGUUUCUGAGAAAAAUAAAUUUCGAAAAUUUUUCAAGAAAAAAUCUUAAUUAACAAAAUGUGGAUCUGUGAGUCCUUUCACUUAAACCCACAAAAAAUAAUUAAAUAAUGAACUGAAAUUUUAAAAAAUUUAUUUCAAUAAGAAAUCUAAUAUUAAGGAUAUAGUAGGAGAUUUUUUAAAGAAACUUUGUUAAUUAUAGAUAGAAAUUUGUUAAUGAGGUAAAGAAACCAUAUCUUAGGUGCUUGUUUCCCUAGUAUUUUUCUUUCUUCAGUCACAAAAGCACUUGUUUAUGCAUUCAAUGAUCUCUUCAUUUGAAACACAUACAUAUAUAAGUUAAUGGCACAAAGAAAAAGUUUCUAAACUAUUAGUUGUCCUAAGUAAAAAAGAAGGAUAAAAAUGUGUGUAAUUGUGAAUCUACAUGGAUUAAUACACUUAAAAAAAUACUAUAUUGCUUAAGCUACAAAUUAUUCCAUGCCAAGAAUCAGGCUAAUGAGCAGUAAAAGAUUUGAUAUAGUACAUUAAUUUAAAGAGUAGAAACUAGAAAGUAAUUCUUUCCUUUAAAGGGAAAAUUAAGAGAUGCCAUUAAUAAACCCCAUCACCCUCUUCUUCAUUUUCACAAUAUUUGUUGAACUCAUCAUAGUUGAUUAAUUGCUAUUGUAUUGUUCAAGUACAAUCAUACAAUGGAUAAUGGGGAUGAACACAAGUUUAAUGAGAGAAAAAGGUUUGUCAACAUCCCAUGUAUUGAGUUUGAUAAUGAAUACACUUUAUAAGCAAUUUGUUGAGAAAGAUAUCAAGGAGUUUGAAGCAUUUCAUGUUGCUAUUCUUGAUACCUUUAACACUUUAAACAUGGCUGUGCCUGGAAAGCAUUAUGAUGCUCCAUCAUAUGAAAAUAUAAAGGGCAUUUUCGAACGAUGGAAAGAAUCAAAUAAGGAAACCAAAGAGAAGAUGUUCAAAGAUUUCAUGAACAAGAAUGUAAAUCUAAACAAAGUAGAUGAAUCUAUGAUAAUAACUGCAAUAGUAGCACCACCAACAGCCAUGAUAGUCAAAAGAACAGGACAAACAACAUUGCCUCAGCUGAAAUUUAUGAAAACCAUUCCUGAUGUUGUCUUUGUUCCCUCAACUACAGUUUUGGCUCUCAUUGCUGUCAAAAUUUUAAGGUUAAUGUUUGUAGGAAACAACACAAUUAACAAGAAUGCAACAACAGUGUCACUUGUUGAUGAUCAUGUAGUUCAGUCUUCAAGUGUGGAUAACAUUCCUCCACUUAUAAUGCCACCUGAAAUUGAAUCAGAUAAUUCACAACAAGAUCUGACAAAAACUGCAUCAGAUGCAGAACAACACAUGUCAAAGGGAAAUUAUUGUGCUUUGUGUAAAAUAGUUCAUUAGAGAUACAAAUGAUCAACAUGUUUGUUUCUUUGUAUAUUUAUGCUAUUUUCACUUUGGAACUUUUCA